UUCGUUGUAUUUCUGUCACUUCGAUUUAGUUUUUUGAAUUUUGUUUAAAUAGUUUAAAAAAUAUAUUUUAUAAAUAUUAUCAAAGUGUUCUUUAUAUGAAAAUUAGUUCUAUAAGAAGCGCUUCUGAAUGAAAUUAAAUAAGUAAAUUGGCAAAUUUAUUACAAUAAAAUUUUGCGAAAGUAACGAACUCACAAAUCAGCUGAAAGGCUUCCUUUUCCUCUCGCUAAUAUCAACGAAAAAGGAAGCAAUAUUCGUUAAGCGGUUACCAUCGUGCUGCAACCAUUUUGAAAAUAUGAACGAACAGCAGCAAAUGCGAGUAGUGAAAAGACAGCCACGUAAGAUUUUGGGCAUCAAUUCGCUCGAAUCUAAUGGACUUGCGGAUGAUUUGUCUGGAACAAAUAUCGUAUUGGCAGGAGCAAAUUGCACAGGUAUUUUACCAGUAACACUACAACCUACAGAACAUAUCUUCGAUUCGCUGUCGCAGCACCCACAUCAUACGCGUGUCGGCGGAACAACAGUGUGUGCAGGAGCGUCUGUAACUACAGCAUCUGUAUCAACACCAGUAACAUUAACGCUACAACAUCAGCACCAAAUGGAGAGAUUACGUUUAGCUAAUAUGAUGAAUCAAGAGAUGCAUGCAUUAUGGCCAUACGGAACAGCUACGUUCCUAUCACCUAUGUUACCUGCUCCAAAUAUGGCAUUACCAUAUGCACUAGCUGGCACUUUACCAUACGCAGCUGUGCCGAUAUACCCUGCUGCAGCAGCUGCGGCUGCGGCAGGAAUGCAACAAAAUAUGCAAAAUGCACCACAGCAAUGUAACAAUAUAUCACCAAUAUCGACAUCCAAUACGCUUCCCGGUUCUGGCGCGUCCUCUGCAUCCACUAGUAGUGCUACGUCUUCCAGCGGUGUUCCUACACUGCGCUCUCAAACGAAUGACUCAAACAAAAUUAAUAUACAAAUUGGUUUGCAAUGUGUUAGUCAGAAUUCGCCACUAAAUUUCAAUUCCAUGAAUGAGAUCAAUGCAUCUUUAGCUAAGGUGAAUUUGCUGAAUUUUUGUGGUGGUGUACCAGAGAAAGAAAACAAAGAGAGCUCUUCAUUGCGUAGUUCACCGAUAUUAUUAAGUUCAGACGACCUCAACAACAGCACCGUUAUAUGCAAUAGUAACGCACUUGGCAGUGGUGCUGGAGGCGAUGCCACCAAUGCCACUAAUUCACCUGGUAGUGGUGGCAGCUGCACAGUAACACUUUCGCAAGCAAAAUUUAAUGAGCUAACACGUUUAGCACUGCGUGGCAGUGAAAUUGCCGAAAAACUUGCAUAUACGCAUCGCAAUCGGCCAUGUUUCAAAAAGAUCGAUAGUCUCUGUGCGCGCAUGAAACAGGAUCUUAUACGUCCGGAUGGCGUUUUACCCAAUAUAAAUUCACAGGGUAUAGCUUGGGCCGUAAAGGACUUUAUUUUUGUUUUCACACGUGUCAUCAAUGCUUGGAUUAUUAUCAAGGGUUAUGUUUAUAAUACACCGGAAGGACUCAACAAAGUGAAGUCUGCCUUAAGCCCCGAUUUUGCAGCGAGUUUUGCAGCCUGGCAGGAUACCACAAUGGAUUUUGUAGAGAAUCUUAUAAAAUCAUUUGUAAAUCUAGACAAUUUGGUGCAAUCACAGAAGAAUGUAUAUCAGAAUUCUGAAAAUAAUGGCACACGUGCAGCAUCCAGCACUACGCCUAUUAAAUUAUUACAGCCAGUUAAUUCACUGAUUGAUGACUCGUUCGAUUUUCUAAAUACAUCUACCGAAAAAUCAACACAGAAUGCGCUAAAUAAAAAUUAUCUUUACACAAUGGUUGAAGACUCUGAGGGUAGUCAACGGCAGGCCACUGUUAAUGGAACUUACUUUAAAACAGGCACAUACAAUCCGAUCAAAAAGGAUGCCUUGCUUGUCGACCAAAUAAAUAACGUGACUACAAGUGUGACUAGCACAUCCGCUACAAACACGGCAGCGCAACACUUACUCGCGAACAAUAAUCCGCUCGAACAGUAUUUCGAUGAACAAAUUUCCGAAUUUUGGCCUCCAGCCGCCGAUAUGGAUACGGCAGCAGCUGCGGAGUAUUUGAAAAUUAAAGAAAAAAUACCUCCAAAUUGGUUAAGUUAUGAUAUACGUGUGUUGGAGCAAAAUUUAACGGAGUUUUCUAACGAUUACGAUCCAAAUGCACCACCACGUCCGUUGGGUAAGGAUCUCAUCGAUAAACUUAAUGUGAUGAUUGAGCGUCUGAUGGCAAUGAAACAUGCAGAAUUGUUUUUCAAAUUACAAUUUACCAAAAAUUAUUUCCCUGAAUUCAUGGCAAAGCAUAAGCAUGAUUUUAUGGAUGUGCGCUCCAUUAUACUCAAGUGUCAAGUGGGUGGUUACCAGCACAUUUUCGAAGUAGUACACGAUGUUAAAAAAAUAGUGCACACUGGCAAGGAAUAUUUAAAGUUUAAUGUAGACAACAAAUUGCAGAAAUCAAUUAAUGCGUUUGAAAGCGAAUUCAAUAAAUUACUUAGUGAACCACCUUUUGAGAAUUAUCAAUUCGAACAUAUUACCGGUGAGCCUAAAGAGAUGCUCUACAACUGUCGCAAUAAGUAG
Bactrocera dorsalis (oriental fruit fly) is the source of this 2608-nucleotide messenger RNA. RefSeq names its product protein mitoshell (gene mtsh). Bases 293 to 2608 code for a protein of 771 amino acids. The record is from RefSeq and is a predicted model, not a curated record. Lineage: Eukaryota; Metazoa; Arthropoda; Insecta; Diptera; Tephritidae. The transcript has 7 exons.